CAACGUCAAACAGUGUCAUAACAAAAAAAAUAGUUUUUCACCAAAAAGGUGUUCCACUUCUAGGCAAGUGUUGUUUAGUUUUGGCUAGUUUGGCUCGGGGUAGGGCUUUUCCCGAAAAAGGGACCCGUCGGCAUCGAUCUGGUGGGGAUUGCAAUGAAACGGUCAAUUCAUUAGGCGAGAACGCUCGCAGUGAAGCUUCGGGGGUAGAAACAUCGAUCGCAGCAGGCAGGCAGGCGAUUACAUACCAGAGAAGCGCCCAGCCCCGUUGGACACGCUCUGAUUGCCAUCUACAGAAGGCGCAAGAGGCUAUUGGCAUCUGGCAACGACAGCGCCCAACAUUAAAACGAUCGACAAGCGCUGCAAGGCGCUACUAAUUCCACUUUCGACUGCAUCAGUCAAGCUUUGUGCGCACGAUGGACACCUCCACGCUGGAUCGCUCGUACGUAUCGGCUUACUUUGCCAAUCUGAACGAAAUUUCGAAAAAGAUUGCACUGGACAUCGACGAGAUACGCGGCGCGUACGAACACAUCUGGGAUGAUCUGAGCCGCGAGGAACAGAUGGAAAUCGUAAACGAAACCAUCAUCAAACCGGAGCUGGCAUUGAAAUACUUUGACAAUUUCUCCACAUCGACCGAUUCGCUGCAGCGAAUCCUCGGCACCGAUGACGACGAACCAAACUCCGGCGAGGAAGAUCGCAAUGCCAACCUGUACGAUGGUAAACGUUUGCAAACUUUCCAGUACGUGCGAACCGGGCGCAAGGUAGUGACGGACGACAGUGUCGGCCUGUACCGGGACGAACAUUCGGCACCGUUUGCACACAAAACGAAAAGCCAAAUAAACUUGACCAUCUUUCCACCGGAACGGGAUGGCAAGGACGGUGGAAAAGCGGUGGAUGCCAGUGCCAAAGCAGCGGGACUGCUUGCGAAAAAGUUGCUGCUCAAGUCACCGAAACUGGACGACGCAGGUGGCCCCGCAUUGGCAAAGGGAAACGGAGCGGCGGCACUGAUGAAAGGAUUGCCGCGGAAGGGGCGGGACGAGCCAAGCGCGAAAGAGCUGCCCGCGUACGACAGUGAGCAGAACAUCAUCCUGACCGAGGAAGCAUACGGUACGAAGGCAACCGGGGCAGGCUUUUUGAGCAAGUUCAACAAUCUCAUCUUUAACCAAGCACCGAUGGAAAUGACAACGGCGGCAUCGGCCGCCUCGAUCAACGGUAGCGACGAGAUCGAUGGUACGCUCGAGCAGGACGAGUUCGAUACGGACAAUGAUAAGGUAAACCUGUUCAGCAAGAGCUCCAAAACCGAGUGCCUUCACCGUGCGCCAUCCUCCUCGGUCGAGGAGGACGAUAAGAACUACGACGAGCUGAACAGCUUGCUGGGCAAUAGCAAAGGGUUUGAUUUUCUGAACAACUGGUAAAUGUACCGGUUUGCGUACGGCUUGCGUAGUCUUGCCUUGUAGCAUUAGCCACCACUCUCUACGGACAAGCCCUCUCUAGUCGCUAAUCGAUUUUGUUGUAGCUGUCGAUUUUGCCGUCGUCCCACGGAUAGGUUUCACGUUCGCGUUGAGAGCAGUUCGCGUUGACCGUAGAAUCUUUGUAGGAACCACAGCAGCUAAAACAUGCGCUCUCCACUAUUCUUUCUCUUCCAAUCGCACCAAAGCUGGCGAUUAUUGCCUUUCCGAUAGGUUUAGCAUAGGGUCAAGCAUUAUUUAUCCCCUUUAAACUACAUUCUAUCCCGUACGCACCACUGCAAAUACCCGAGAGCGAACGAACAAUAUCAAAUGAUUCCAGAACAGACUGAUGAUUACACCCCCCAUGCUCUCCACAACUUAAAAGAAAACGUUCGGAAGACCUCUCACCGGUAGAGUAGACUAAAUUGCCCCCGCCCGUUUAUAAGGGCGCCGCCUAGCAUGUGGAUAGUAUGGAAUGAAACCAAAAAAAACAAGAAUUUAGUACUGUGCGUCUUCUACAAACUUUCGUAGCGAACCCAUGGACAUCAUUUAAGAAGGCCAUUCUUACUGGAAAAGGUUAGGACUUAGGUGUAGGGUAUACAAGAGACAAAAACAAAACCGAGAACGGGUACACUCGCUCAAGAGUGUCUCUCGUAUGUUCUCGUAGCUCAUUCACUUGAAACAUAGAUCGCCGAUUCCAUUUAAAAAACAAAGCUCUAAUGCUACAAAACCAUCAUCCAUCGUUCAUCGAAGCAGAGAUAUCAGUAAACGGUAAUACCUCAUCUUCACAUGACAAGUUUAGCGCCUAGUGAUGAUAUUCGAACAAACAAAACAUACAAAAGCAGCAUGAUAAUAGCUACAUACACUCACAUUUUUGUAUACAACUUAUAUAUCAAAGCUCUUGUAGAAGGAGCGAAUAAAGCAUCAUUCAUACAAUUAAUUGAUGCAAAGAUGUUUAAGGCGCCCGAAA
Messenger RNA from Anopheles stephensi (Asian malaria mosquito), 2415 nucleotides. RefSeq lists its product as uncharacterized. Bases 414 to 1412 code for a protein of 332 amino acids. The transcript has a single exon. NCBI's taxonomy places the organism in Eukaryota, Metazoa, Arthropoda, Insecta, Diptera, Culicidae. The record is from RefSeq and is a predicted model, not a curated record.